AUGCUCGAGCUUUCCUUGGCCUACAUGACUUCGCUAGGUCAGCCGAAGAUGCGCAUCUCGCAACGCGUCGGUGCCACUAUGAGGCGGGCCUCGGUUUGUGAGGUUGUGUUUGGCAUCCGCUGGGACCCGGAGAGCCCAAUGCUGCUAUCUGAUCAGAAGCACAGAGUCUACAUCAUCUUCUACAACGCCGCACUGAUUCUCAAUCUCGUCAUGGAUAUCGCCCUCCAGGGUUAUCUCAGCUACCUUCAGAUGGUGGGUGUGGGCGCGCGCGUGGCAGACGGCCGACUCCUGGGCAGCCUGGAAAGCUUCCAGGAGAUUUUCGAGUCGUUCCCCAUGCAGAAGUCUGUGGGCAAGCUCUUGUUCAAGUACUGUUGGCCCUGUACCUUCCUGGUGCCCUUUGCGGUGGAGCCCUUCCUGGCGCAGCUAGGCCCUUACCACAUCGGCUCCCUGCUUAUCCGCAGCAAUGCGAGAGUCCGCGGGGAGAACGCAGAACGGGCCCUGGAGCUGUCCGAGAUGGAGCAGGGCAGAUACGCGGACGUAAUCUUCAACCUCAUCCUCGUUGCCUGCAUACCGUUCAUAGCGCCAGCCUACAUGGCGAUGACCUAUGGCACCUUCAUGCUGUCCCACUUGUAUAUCUACUGGUAUGACCACUGGAAGACCCUUCGAUGGGCACGGAAGUUCUACUUCUCCAGCGAUGAGGUGCACUGGUUCGGGCAGCAGCUGCUCAGCCUGCCGCUGGGGGUGCUUGCAGCAAGCGGCGUUUUCAAAUUCAACCAGAUGAGUGGAGGCGUGAAUGGAGGACUAGGCUCUGGAGUGCUCAAGGGGCCGGCGCUGUGGGGCGCGAUGGCUGGGGCCUUUACCCUCCACGUCAUCGUGCACCUCGCGCUGUUGAGCUUUGUCGUCAAGCCGAUGCGCUCAGACCCGGACAAGGCUGCCAACGAGGUGCCGUUUUCAAAAGUUGCAGAAGAGGAGGCGGCCACACACCUAUCGACGAAUCCCAUCCAGUGCCUGCGGUCCAAGUACAUCUUGGAGGACUCUCCGCCGCUCAGCCCCUUUGUGCUGGGCAAGGAGAAGGUGAUGAAGGCGAACCCAAAGCUCGGCGCCUACUUCGACGGCGAAGCGGACGCUGCGCAGAAGGUUUGGGAGAGCCGUGGCCUCAACUCCAUCCCAUUGCAAAACAGGGGCAUACUCAGACUCAGGCGAAAUGCAUAUUUUGGCAGCUGGAAAAACGAGCUGGACUAUGUCGUCGACGGCGAGCAGGGUGACAGCCAGGAGACAGGGCGACCUGGAAUGGGGAGCGGGCGCUUGGUGUGGAAUCGCUUUUCUGGAGACUGGACGGCGUUGCAUAUGAUGGCCACCGCGAAACACUAA
Symbiodinium natans is the source of this 1371-nucleotide messenger RNA. NCBI's taxonomy places the organism in Eukaryota, Dinophyceae, Suessiales, Symbiodiniaceae. The record is from the annotation of a GenBank genome assembly.